Messenger RNA from Ostrinia nubilalis (European corn borer), 1928 nucleotides. It is a transcript of the gene Upf3, whose product is annotated as regulator of nonsense transcripts 3B-like. The transcript is spliced from 6 exons. The record is from RefSeq and is a predicted model, not a curated record. The coding region runs from base 102 to 1640 and encodes 512 amino acids. Gene Ontology annotation, molecular function: mRNA binding. Gene Ontology annotation, cellular component: nucleolus; cytoplasm. Lineage: Eukaryota; Metazoa; Arthropoda; Insecta; Lepidoptera; Crambidae. Gene Ontology annotation, biological process: nuclear-transcribed mRNA catabolic process, nonsense-mediated decay; positive regulation of translation.
UGACGUUUAACUGCCGUCAAAUUUCACACGAUAGCACACGGUUUUUUGAUAAUGUCGAGUAAUCGAACAAGAAAUUUAUCGCAUUUUAUUUAAAUUGAAAAAUGACAGAGGAUCAAGAUGCUAAAGAUUCGCAGUCUGACUCGGGGAGUAAGACAUUUACCAACAAGAACAAAGACAAGAAAGCGAAGACCCAACGGCCACUGACCAAAAUUAUAUUACGGCGUUUACCGCCAACUAUGACUGAGGAAGGAUUCUUGGAGCAGGUGUCCCCAAUACCCGAGCACGACCACUUCUAUUUUGCCAAGCCUGAUACGUCACUCGGAAACAAUGUUUACUCGCGGGCUUAUAUAAAUUUUGUGAAUAUGGAAGAUAUUUAUCUAUUCAGGGAUAAAUUUGAUGGUUACAUUUUUCUUGACGAAAAGGGUGUGGAGUAUGUUGGUAUAGUGGAGUAUGCCCCAUUUCAAAGGAUUCCCAAAAAGAAGAAGAAAAAAGAUCCCAAAUGUGGCACCAUUGAAAGUGACCCAAUUUUCCAAGAAUUCAUAGAGAACCUGACUAAAGAGGCUGAACCAGAGAACCAGCCAAAACUUGAGUACUCAUAUCCAGUCAAUGAUGGAAAUGAUAAGAAAGUCCAAUCAACACCGCUUCUAGAAUACCUGGCUGCCCGUAAACAGGACAAGCGUGGCCGCGAUGAGCGCCGUAGGCGGGAAAAUGACAAAAGGAAGAUGAGGAUAGAACGGAAGACUAAGGAAGGACCAAUCAAGGAGGAAGAAUCUACUGAAAAUGAAGUAAAGAAAAUUAAGCCAAGGGAGUGGGACAGAGACAAAUCAACGUCUGAACCUAAAGAGGAGUCUCUAAAGAAUGAAACUAAAGAUGGGACAGUGUUUGAGUCCAAGACAUACAGGGAACAAAGAAAGGUAGGAUCUAGUGUGGACAAGAAAAAGAAACUUGACAAUGACAAGAGAGAAAUGUCUAACAAGGAUGAAGAAGGGGAAGAUUCUGAUAAAGGCUACAAAAAAGAUAAGCGUGACAAAUUUAAGGAAUCGCCUCGCGAACUUAAGAGCAAGAAGUACAGUGACACCAGGAAAGAAAGGGUCAAACAGAUAGAGAGUGGAAAGUCUGAUAAACAAGCAGUUAUCAACAAAAUGAUGUCUUCAGAGGGCAAAAGCAAAAUUAACCAUGAUGAUAUUAAACCAUUUACACAACUGCCACAAGUGAAAACUGAUGAUUUGACUAAACUUAUUGAAGGUAUGGAUAAAAAAGCAAGAAUAGAGGAUUCUGAUUCUAAAGUACAUAAAGAUACAAAAGAUUCUAAUGACAAUGUAACCGAAAGAGAAUUUGAAGUGACCAGAGUUCACAGAAAUAGUGUAGACUCAAGUGAGUCCCAAGAUAAAGAAGAAUCUGGGUAUGAGAGGCAGAAAAGUUUUGAUGAUAGAAGUAAGUCCACAGAUAGAGAAGGGUCUGAAGAAAAAGAAAAGAGUGAGAGCUCAGAGCGUCGUACAGAAAGGAGGAUUAGAAACAAAGAUCGCCCAAGCCUCGUCAUCUAUCAACCGGGAAUGGGUAAAUUCAGCAAACAACGUUUGGCAAAAGAAAAGGAUCCCACGACAAAAUCAGUCAGUGACAGUGAGAAAAAAGACACCUGAAACGACAUUUCUAUUAAUCGAAAAUUGGACACCAUUCGACGGAAUCACCCUAAGGCUGGCAUUCGAUACACGUCCUAAGACGCGGUAGAAGAGGACAAAUUGGACAUGCCAACUGAGGGAUCACUGUUCUUGUUUAUUGAUUCGUUUUAUUUACAUUCAAUAAUGAGUUGGAGAUCUUUUAUCAUUAUGAAAAAUCAGCAUAGCAUUUUGUGCUUCAUAUUUUUAGCUUGUGAUCAUUUAGUUCAGUUUGUUUAAUUUCAUUUAAAUAUAAUUCAUUUUUCAAAAGAG